UUCAGGAAACGGCCAAAAAUACACAUUCAUUUUUAAUUGGGAAAUGUCGCAGUUACCUUUUUAAUGGUUAUUGAAAUGGAAUAUCUCUAACCAUCCCUGCCAAGAUGAGGCUGAAAUUGGCUUUGACGUUUCUGGGAGUACUUCUGAUAUGGCCGGUGAUGGGUGGAAGGAGGGGGUGCGGGGGUACGUUCACUGCAGCUAGAGGAAUCAUCAAUACUCCAAAUUUUCCAGGACCUUUCGAUGUGCCCAUCAACUGCGAGUGGGUCAUCGACGCUCAACUCCUCACUUCCUCCAACACCUCCAUAGUGGUCUACCUGACACAGCUCUUCGUCUUCGAAGGCCUGACCUUCACCGAAUACCAGCUCUACGGUAGCGAUUACAAGAUCAACGCUAGGCUCAUCCACCGCGUCAACGAGACCAAUAUCAGCAGGGUGAGGUGGGUCCAGACAUUUCAGUCAUUCUUGGUAAUACGGCUGAAGCUGCCCUCGGCCGACAGCGCCCAUCUGAGGGUGCUGGACAGGUUCCUGGACGUGUUCGGGUUCAAUAUCACCUACGAAAUAACCACGGGAACCGUCAGGCCUAAUCCCUGCACCAUGAUGGACUGUGGGUUCACUGGGAUCUGCUACGACCACUAUACGAAAUUUAGCUGCGAGUGUUUCCAUGGAUAUUCGGGUCCUAACUGCUCAGAUGGGCCGCAGUCCUACUGCUAUUCCAAUGGCGUCAGCAUCUGUAAAAAUAAUGCAACGUGCUUGCACGUUGGUGUGUCAGCAGUGAAGUGUUACUGUCCAAAAGGAUUUACUGGGAACAUGUGCGAAAUUCCUGUAACAAUUUCGUCGGCUAAAGAAUGCUCCACGUGCAGGAUGGCCUGCCCCUUCGACGGCCGGCUGGAGAGCGCGUGCAAGUGCCCAGGGAGGAGCAACGCGAGCGAUCCGCAAGUUGGAGAUCGUACGGGAUUCACCACCACGAUGCACUUCGCCAAUUUGCCAAACUUAGAUGAAGAGAACCUCAAAACAUACAUCCAAAAGCAGUUGCUCAGGAACCUCCAGAUGAACUUCUCCAGGGUGGAGGAUGUGUCCGUCAUUAACGUUGUGCACUUCAUGUCUGGGGCCGACGUAACGUUCCACGUGUUCGGAUUGAAGAAGGACGAGAAGAGGAUCCGAUCCAUCCUGAACAAAUGGGCGGACAGGGGCUACAUCGGCAACAUUACUAUUUCCGAAAAGGAUACGUCGCUCAGGACGCUGCUGUCUCUCCAGAGCCUGGCCAUAAAUCAACAGGGCGUGAUUCGGGAGCGCGACGAGUUUAUCCUGAGCUGCGUGGCCAGGGGAUCGCCCACCAUGACAUUCCGCUGGUUCAAGGACGGCGUCUUCGUCAACGUCACAUCAACCAGCAAUAUUAGCAUUCAUUCUGAAAAGUAUGGUGAUAGUGAGGAUGAGGACCAGGAUUAUACAAGCUCUAAUAGCUCUAUAAGAAUAAGGUAUUACCUGAAACAAAUGAAGGAUUUGAGGCAAAAUGUUUCACUUGAAAAGAGCCUGGCCAUAAAUCAACAGGGCGUGAUUCGGGAGCGCGACGAGUUUAUCCUGAGCUGCGUGGCCAGAGGAUCGCCCACCAUGACAUUCCGCUGGUUCAAGGACGGCGUCUUCGUCAACGUCACAUCAACCAGCCGCAAGUGGAUAAAGCUUAUCAAAGAUCCCCACAUCGCCGACCAGUACACGGCCCUGUUGGCGGUCCAGAGCGCCCACGGCUACGACGAGGGUACCUUCACCUGCCAAGUGGAAGACUUCAACAUACAACAGUGUCUCUCCAAGCAGGUCAAAGUGGGCCGCCGGCCCUUUGUCAGGGUCGAACCGAUGAGUCUCACCGUCAGAAAGGGGGAAAACUUCACCAUCAAGUGUGUAACUUUAGAGGAAAGUGGAGGGGUGGGUGGCAAGUACACUUACAGCUGGACUAAAAACAAGGAAUUGUUGCCCGUAAGGACCGAUUUGGAGAAAUACGAGGUGCUGUACCCCUACGGUACCAUUCUCCAGGUGUUCAGCGCCGAGAAAGACGUGCAAUAUUCCUGCCUCGUCCAGGACGAGACCACCUCCUCGGAACAAGGCGUGCCUGUCUACGUGGUGGACAGGGAGGGCGUCUACACCUGUCCCGCGGAAAAAUUCCUGGGUAUGUUUUGGCCCGAAACGGCGCCCGACACCAACAGCAUUUUGGACUGCCCCAAGGGAUACUCCGGUGCGGCCAAGCGGUACUGCUCCUUGAGGGACGGCCGGAAACCGGCGUGGACGUUGCCCAGCUUCUCGGAGUGCACGCAUCGCGACCUGGAGCACGCCUUCAUAAAGUUUAAAGAGCUUACCCUGGGCUACACCAUCACAACACCGGAAGACGUCUUGCAGAGUUUUCUAAACUAUUUAACGAAAAAUAAAUCUCGCAUCUCGCUGCCAGGUGAAGGAGCCCGAAUAUUAUCCCUGACCCGAGAAGUCGUGUUGUAUUUAAAGGAAACUAAAGCCCUACACAGGCCUAUAAACAACAUCACGGAUUCGGUCCUCGGCAUUGUAGAUCGCAUUCUCUUGUCUCACAACUCGCUGACGAAACCAUCGGAAGUAAGAUCGCUGUUGGACCUAAUAAGCGAGCACCUCACAACGACCGCUUCCGCUCUUAUCGCCCGAAAUGGCACCGAAACGUACCACAUCAACCGCAACACCGUCGAUCUGACCAUCCUUAACAUAACCUACAGCUCAGACGAUUACUUCCACAUACCCAGCCACACGCCAGACGUUCAAAAGGAGUAUAAAAAUUGGAUCAACGUACAAUUUUCUGGGACUAACAACAUAAUAUCGCCCAUACACAAGCCUAGGAUCAUAGCCGGGAUAAUAUUUAGGAACUUAUCCUUGUUCCUACCACCGAGGUCGUUUCUAAGAAUUAAAGACGGGUCCGAGCUGGAGUACGAAUUGCACUCCCAGAUCGUAUCUGUACUGCCGUUGCCGGAAAACUUCGAUAUCUACCCGAUAGCCAUCGAUUUCAAACACGAGUUGAGCAACAACUUGAACUGGAGCAACGAAGACGCCUGGAGCGUGAAGUGCGCCUACGCCGACCCCUCCACCUUCACCUACACGUGGGACAUCUACAGCUGCUACACCGAGACCCUAAACGACAUGAAAACUAGAUGUAUGUGUCCCAAAGCGGGGAUAUUCGCUCUCCUGUUGACGAUGACCCCGCCUAAGCCCGUAAGUGAAGAAAAUAACCCUCGUCGUUACAUCUUGAUAAUCGGUUGUUCCCUGUGUAUGUUACUUGCUCUGUUCACGACGGCUUGCCUCGCCACUUCUUGUUGGAUGGCGAGGAGGUCUUGUCUGGUCGCUCUCAAGUUGCAGUGUUCCGUUUCCGUGUUCGUGAUCGGGCUGCUGUUCACGCUGGCCGCUGUUACUGGACCGCCACAGAACUAUUUCAUGAUGUUUAUAACCACCUUGGAAGCCUUCUUUCUAUUGGGCAUGUCCAGCCACCUCAGCAAACUCCUCGUGGUAUUCACGGAACUAAUACAGCUACCCAAACCGAUGGCCUCGAAAUACACCGUUAUAGGUAUAAUUUCAGGUGUCACCAUCAUCACCGUCUUCGGAAGCCACUUGGCUUACAGGACGAUGGACAUCAAACUGCAGUCUUGGUGGAUGGUGAAGGAGACGCUGGCUUUUAAUAUUUUCGUUGCCGUCACGGCCGUUAUAUCGGUCCUGUUCGUUUUCAUCUACGUUACAGUCAUGAAGAAGCUGAGGGAACUGAUGAGCGUACACGAGAAACACGCCAAACCGAUAAAGAAAAGGGUGGCUCUGAUAAAACGUUCCGGGUACUUGUUUGGGACGGUGACUCUCUUGUCGGUCAGCAGCAUAAUUUAUAUAAAUAAUCCCGAUAAAAUGUGGAGCAUCUACCAGUUCAGUAUAUACAACGCAACGGUGGGCCUGAUCCUAUUGGUUUGCUACAUUAUACGGUCCGAGACCAAGUUUCGGAAUAUGUUUGUCAGCAAACCGAGAACGACGAGCGACGACAAAUUUUUUAGCAUCGAUUCGACGAGUAGCCCUUUAAAUUAUAAUGAAUCGUUAGUUAAAUUUCUGACGAAGCAAGACGCCGAGGUGGAAAACGAAUGCGGACCGCACACGAAACCCGACUGCCAACAGUUCACGUUACGUGGAAGCGAGUUCCCAAAACCGGCCGCCGUCAGCAAAUCCCAGAGCAUCACAGCCACCUUCGAGAGCUGCCUCCACACCAGCACCAGCUUCUGCGACAGCCACAAGGAAGGCACCUCCACGCCGCGGAGGGACAAGUCCCAACCGCCCCUCGAGCACUACAGCAGCAGCCCCCAGACGUUCAGGAAGUACCCGAACGUCACCGCCUGCUCGCAUUCCCCCGACAUCUUGGCCACGAAGGUGUGCGUCGAGUUGGACCUGGUAGCGUCGAGCCUGCAGAGCAGCGGCAAGCUUCAUCCGAUCGCGACGAACGAACCACCCAGAAGAAUCGUGUACCCUCCGAAGGUGGUGAUCACGCCCGACGACGCCAUAGCGAAGAUUCUCGAAUCGGAAACGGUCGUGGUGCAAUCGGACCACGAACGCACCCAACCGGACGGCCACGAUGAGAGCGUCACCGUAGAGAAGGCUGUGAAGACGUUAGACGAGGGCAUUAAAACGAUCGAGGAGGAGGGGGAUGAGGAAGCGACGACAGUCACGCCUCCCGGUAAUGGAGACAAGUUGGACGGGAUGUUAGACAGUAUAUGCCACGACUUGGAUUACUUGUUGAACCGAAGCGGCGAAGUAGAGGCGGUGGCCACGUCUUCGCUUAGGAGGGUGUCAAAACCGCCCGGUGCCAGCGUGAAACAUAGGAUACCGGAAGAGUUGUUGAAGGACGAGACCGUUAACAUACCCGAGAGUAUUACUUUGAGGACUAACUGUUGAGUUGCUUAAAGGUAUUUUUUGUGUAACCGUUACAGGGAGGAUUGAUUGAAUUUAAAAUGUUUACUUUGGUAAUUGUUUACAAGGUGCUGGUAAAAUGAUGUGCAGCUGUGGACAAUAAAAUGUUUCCAAUCUAAAUCAGUGAAAUGUUGAAAGUUUGAUAAUUAAGCGACUUUAUGAUCUUAAGUUUUAGGGAAUUUUGUCACCAGCGAAAAAAUUUAAGAAAACAAUUACUCUUGUGACAAGAUCAAUCAACGGUUAUUUUUAUGAAAAUAGUUCUGCUUAAGCAAAAGCCUCACACAUGGUGGGGUCAAGGUAGCUUAAAAUUACGCAUUAU
Anoplophora glabripennis (Asian longhorned beetle) is the source of this 5256-nucleotide messenger RNA. RefSeq lists its product as uncharacterized. Gene Ontology annotation, cellular component: membrane. NCBI's taxonomy places the organism in Eukaryota, Metazoa, Arthropoda, Insecta, Coleoptera, Cerambycidae. Gene Ontology annotation, molecular function: G protein-coupled receptor activity. The record is from RefSeq and is a predicted model, not a curated record.